Molecule: messenger RNA, 1115 nt
Organism: Helianthus annuus (common sunflower)
Lineage: Eukaryota; Viridiplantae; Streptophyta; Magnoliopsida; Asterales; Asteraceae
Product: probable lipid phosphate phosphatase 4
Exons: 7
Coding region: 1-858 (285 amino acids)
Biological process (GO): phospholipid metabolic process
Molecular function (GO): phosphatidate phosphatase activity
Source: RefSeq, a predicted model, not a curated record
AUGUCAGAGAGACAUACGGGUAACGGAGCUCGCACCAUUAGCUCCCAUGGCAAAGAAAUCCUAAAGGAGCAUUCGCAUGAUUGGGCGGUCCUUCUGCUCCUAGGAUUAACAGAUUUUUUCCUAAACAUGAUCGAACCUUUCCAUCGCUAUGUAGCGCAAGAUAUGAUGACCGACAUUAAAUACCCGUUCUAUGAAAAAGACACAAUUCCUAUGUGGGCUGUCCCGUUUUAUGCAGGGAUAUUACCAAUUAUGAUAUUCUUCAUUUAUUACAUGAAGAGAAAGGAUGUUUAUGAUGUACAUCAUGCUGUGCUUGGUCUUUUAUACUCACUUUUGAUAACGGCUGUCAUCACCGAUUCGAUAAAAGAUGCAGUAGGUCGACCAAGACCGAAUUUCUUCUAUAGAUGUUUUCCAGAUGGUAACGCGGAGUUUGGCGAUGAUGGAAAUGUAUUAUGCCAUGGAGACCUACUAAAAAUAAAAGAAGGAUAUAAAAGCUUUCCUAGUGGGCAUACUUCAUGGUCAUUUGCGGGCCUCGGCUUCCUUGCUUGGUAUUUAUGUGGAAAACUUAGAACCUUUGAUAAUAAGGGACAUGCCCAAAAGCUAUGUGUAGUGGUGUUACCAUAUCUUUUUGCGGCACUAGUUGGAGUGAGUCGUGUGGACGACUAUUGGCAUCAUUGGACAGACGUGUUUACCGGAAUGAUUAUAGGAACGACCGUUUCCGCAUUCUGCUACUUACAAUUCUUCCCAUUUCCGAAUCACGAAAAUGGUUGGGCUCCACAUGCGUUUUUCAAUGUGAUGGAAAUGGAACGAUCUCGUGAGAUAGAAGGUGCAACUGCACGUUAUGCUGAUUUAGAAGCCUAAGAAGGGGAGAGGAGACAUGGAUCCAUCAUCCUUAUUGGAGACCUUAUAUGCGCAAGAUAGCUUAAUAUGCAUCUACAUAUAAAUAUAUACGCGGGGUAACAGUUUUUAGGGAUUCAUUGUCAUGUAUGUAUUUGAACUUCCUACACAUAUCGUUGAGAUAUUCUUUCAUGAUCACUAUUCAUCACGAUGUAUUUUGUUCAUAUAUAUUUGGGAUGUUUCCCACAAAAUGAAUACAUAUUUUUAGGGAAUUUCUAAAC